GACAGUGCGGUCUGCCAUGGGACCUGGCCCUGCUCUGGCCUGGCUCCUGCUCCUGAGCCUGCUGUCUGAUUGUCUGAGAGCCGCUCAGUCCCGAGACUUCACCGUGAAGGACAUUAUCUACCUCCACCCUUCAACCACGCCAUAUCCUGGUGGAUUCAAAUGUUUCACCUGUGAAAAGGCAGCAGACAAUUAUGAGUGCAACCGAUGGGCUCCAGACAUCUACUGUCCUCGAGACUCUCGAAUAUGUCACACUGAAUGAAAAAUGACGAUAGAUACAAAUACUGUCUCUGUCACUAAACGCUGCGUCCCGCUGGAAGAGUGCUUAUCCACUGGCUGCAGAGACUCUGAGCAUGAAGGCCACAAGGUCUGGGCAACAAAGCAAGUGACCGGUAGCGUGUAG
Otolemur garnettii (small-eared galago) is the source of this 400-nucleotide messenger RNA. It is a transcript of the gene LYPD6, whose product is annotated as LY6/PLAUR domain containing 6. The record is from RefSeq and is a predicted model, not a curated record. NCBI's taxonomy places the organism in Eukaryota, Metazoa, Chordata, Mammalia, Primates, Galagidae. Gene Ontology annotation, molecular function: acetylcholine receptor inhibitor activity. The transcript has 5 exons. Gene Ontology annotation, biological process: positive regulation of canonical Wnt signaling pathway.